AUUGUUCCUUUCCUUGACUUUUUCCAUAAGAUCAAAUCCAGCAGGGAUCAAGCUUUGGCUGAACGUUGUCUUGCUGCACUAACUGAAUGUGCUGCUAGUGGAGAUGGCAAUAUCCUGGCUCUUGCAGUGGAUGCAUCUCGUGCAAGAUGUACAGUGGGAGAAAUCACAGAUGCCCUGAAAAAGGUAUUUGGCGAACAUAAAGCUAAUGACCGAAUGGUGAGUGGAGCAUAUCGCCAGGAAUUUGGAGAGAGUAAAGAGAUAACAUCUGCUAUCAAGAGGGUUCAUAAAUUCAUGGAACGUGAAGGUCGCCGACCUCGUCUUCUUGUAGCAAAAAUGGGACAAGAUGGCCAUGACAGAGGAGCAAAAGUUAUUGCUACAGGAUUUGCUGAUCUUGGUUUCGACGUGGACAUAGGCCCUCUUUUCCAGACUCCUCGUGAAGUGGCCCAGCAGGCUGUGGAUGCAGAUGUGCAUGCUGUGGGCGUAAGCACCCUUGCUGCUGGUCAUAAAACCCUAGUUCCUGAGCUCAUCAAAGAACUUAACUCCCUUGGACGGCCAGAUAUUCUUGUUAUGUGUGGAGGGGUAAUACCACCUCAGGAUUAUGAAUUUCUCUUUGAAGUUGGUGUUUCCAAUGUAUUUGGUCCUGGUACUCGAAUUCCAAAGGCUGCCGUUGAAGUGCUUGAUGAUAUUGAGAAGUGUUUGGAAAAGAAGCAGCAAUCUGUAUAAUAUCCUCUUUUGGUUUUAGCUUUUUUCUAAAAUAUUAUUUUAAUUAUGAUCAAAGAAGAGAGUAAAGCUGUGUCUUCAAUUUAAUUUCAAUACCUGAUUUGUACUUUCCUUGAAAGCUUUACUUUAAAAUACCUUGCUUAUAAGCCUGGUAUCAUGCUAAAAGUAUGUACAUACAGUUUCACUUCAAAAAUUAAAAAAAUAAUUCCUAAAAACUCUCUGUAAUAAUACUUUAUCAAGAACUCUAGACAAAGGUAUUAUUUUUAAAAAUCAUGGUGAUGUAUUUAUUAGAAUGUUUCUUAUAAAUCUGUUUACUUUUUAUAUUAAAGAAUUAAACUGUACCUAAAAAAACUCUGACCAGCCCCAUUUGUCAAUUUAGCGUUACAUUGUCUUGAGCACCAGAAAAUAAAAUCUAUAUAUUAAUAAACACCUAUCUUGAAAAAAUAGCAGAGUGAAAUUACAUGGGGAAAGAGAUUUUGGGUGAUGUCCUCAGCCAGAUUCUUCCAGAAUCACCUUGAUAAACGAAGUAUUGAAAUCAAGCACGGCAGGUUGGAAUAUAGGGAAAUUGACAGCAUAUUUCUUCAAGUGUGAUUUUACUUUCUUCCUGAGCAUGGCCAUCUGACCUUGUUAUUUCUGGGCUUGGCUCUAGACCCAGGAGAGUGGAUGUUUAUGAGCAUUCCUUUAAAUGAAAGUGCUUAGUUUGUAGCUAUGGCUUUGUCUAGAAUAGUGAUAUCAACUGUGAGUGUAGGUCUAUCACAUAGAAAUAUUUUAACUUUCCAGAUCUAGAAGGAUGCUACCUUGCAUAGAUUUGCUCAUUAAACAUAAAUUGCAAAAAUAAAAGUAGCACAAAGAACACCUGUACUUUGCCUAUUGAAAGAUUUGCUCACUAAAGAAGGAAAGUUGUCAUUUACCUAUAUAACAAAUCUGCACAUGUUCCCCAGAAUGUAAAAUAAAAAAUAAAAAUCUUAAAGAAAGUUAUCCUUUAUUGUUAACAUGAUCCAUUAUAUGAAUAUAAAAUGAACAAUUAUGUUUUGUAAUAAAUUUCUAUUGUAUUAGAUCAGAGAGCAAUCUUUGGGAAAGUAUUAUAAGAUAAAUAUAUUACUAUAGAAUUUACAAACUCACUGUAAUACAAUGUAUAUGGUUUUCAGAAUAUAAUUAUCUGAAUGAUAUUGUCAUGAUUAUUGUUCCCAUUUUACAGAUGAACACUCUGACCUCAAGUCCAAUAAUAUAUUGACUAUGUCAUUUUAUUGACUUUUCCUUGUAAAGAAAUGCAUACUAAUUUAAUAAGUAUUUGUUUUCUGUGCUGGGUUCAGUUGUGUGCUGGACGACAUGUGAAAUAAACUCAUCCUUAAAGAGUUUA
This is a messenger RNA of Cebus imitator (Panamanian white-faced capuchin), 2080 nucleotides long. Its product is annotated as methylmalonyl-CoA mutase, mitochondrial-like. The record is from RefSeq and is a predicted model, not a curated record. NCBI's taxonomy places the organism in Eukaryota, Metazoa, Chordata, Mammalia, Primates, Cebidae. Gene Ontology annotation, molecular function: methylmalonyl-CoA mutase activity; metal ion binding; cobalamin binding. Bases 214 to 723 code for a protein of 169 amino acids. Gene Ontology annotation, cellular component: mitochondrion. The transcript has 5 exons.